AGUCGUGAUUUGUACUCCGUUCUCUGGCAACUUUUAAUCGUUUGGUGCGUUUACUCAGUAGUAUUAUUUUAUUGGUUUGGUGUUGCUCACUGGCUGUUCUGGUGCAUCGGCACGUUCCCAAAAAACGUUAAUGAAAAAGCGAGCUAAAUGAACGAUUAUAAAUUUCCUGUUCACUAAAUAACAACAAUUUCAAGGAGCAGCAAAUCAAAUUUGGACUAAGACGUUAUUCAAAGCCAACUGUGCUUGCAAUUACUUAAAGCGAUUGGUGAUAAGCAAUAAACAACUGCGCGGAGAAUGACAUCGCUAAAUACGAUUUGAAUUGCAUAACGCCAUUGGGAAAUACACUGUUCGUGAAUCGAGUGCUUACGUAAAACCUCCAAUCAAACAAAUUAGGGUUCUGAUCGACACAGAAUCUAACGAGAUGAGCAAACUCCAGGUGAUAGUGCAUCCCGUGAAGAAGGAGUUCCAGCGAAAGAGCUGCGGAUUCGACCAUGAUACGCCCGAUGAUUUUGUCAAGUCGCAGUGGCAGUCAUGCACAAAGAGCAUGGCGUACUUGUUUUAUCGCUGGUUCAUGGCUCUGUUUUUUGUGGCCGUGGUAAUAAUUUCGAUGUGGCCAGAAGCAGAUGAUCUGAGCAGUUAUUGGCUGUACUUUAUCUACAUGACCAACUGGGGAAUAUGGAUGUGCAUGUUGACGAACGUGUUGGGUGCUGUUCUAGUCACCAUUUGGCAUUAUCACCCAGAAUAUGCGGAUAAACUCUUGAACAUAAAGAGUUUCUUUAGCUAUUUUCGACUGUAUUGGGGUAUGCAUAUCAUAUCCUUGGUCCUGUCCAUUGUCAUCACCAUAAUCUACUGGAGUAUUCUGUAUGAUGCUAAUGAAAGCGCUUUGGACGCCACGAACGUACUCACUCAUGCAUUUAACUCGAUUUGCAUGUUCAUCGAUCUGUGGAUUGUAGCACAUCCGAUGAGGUUGCUGCAUAUAUUUCUGCCAGUAUUAUUUGGAAUUGUGUUCGCCGUUUUUUCGUAUAUUUAUCAUUUGUGCGGAGGCAUUAACAAGAAAGGCAAGCCUUAUAUCUAUUAUGUGAUUGAUUGGAACAAGCCAGAAAACGCCUUUAUCACGGUUGUUGGCGUACUUAUCCUGUCCUGUUGCGUCUAUGUCCUGCUUUUUGCCUUCUUCAAGCUGCGAUUAUUCCUCCAUCGACGCUGUCGUAAUGCAAAUUUUGUACUGCCGACCAGUGCGAAAUCAAAUGGUCAAACAAAUGGAUUGGAAGAUAAAUCCGGAAAUGGAAUACAGCACUCGCCUUCGCGCAUUUCAAUGGUAUUGGGCAAUUUCGCUGGCUAUGAAAACCAGGCCUAUACGCCCACUGGUGAACUCCCAAACAAAGGCUAAUAUAUCUAAUUACAAUUUAGACUGUAGUGCUUAGUAAAAUUCAUUUCUAGAAUUUACAACCAGUGAUAUUAUAUAUUAUAGAUUUGUGUUAAGUAAAUAAAAUUGUUCUGUGGAGGA
Molecule: messenger RNA, 1504 nt
Organism: Drosophila rhopaloa
Lineage: Eukaryota; Metazoa; Arthropoda; Insecta; Diptera; Drosophilidae
Product: protein rolling stone
Exons: 7
Coding region: 422-1387 (321 amino acids)
Cellular component (GO): membrane
Source: RefSeq, a predicted model, not a curated record